AUGGAGAACGCAUUGGCAUUGGUUCAUGAUGAUGCUGGAGUCUGGAGAGACCAAGAUGGUCAUGUGUGUAAUGAGAGAGGCCAGCGACUUGAUGGAGAGGGUAACAUCAUCAGGACGCUGGGUGACUACAAUAGGCCUGAGCAAUUCUAUGCAAAUCAGUCUGCGAUUCGCCAUCCCUUUCAUGGUCACUCUCAUGAGCACCCUAUGGAUCACAUCGAGAGGUUUGAGGACUUGUUAGAACCAGGUUCGCUGACUACCUGGGAGGAGACCAGGAAUGCUUUUCUGCACAAUUUCUAUGAUGAUGCCAGGUCUGAGGAACUGAGACUCAAAAUCUCAAUGUUUUCUCAAGGACCAACUGAAGCAUUCAAAGCUGCUUGGGUGAGAUUCAAGUCAUAUCAGAGAGAUUGCCCCCAUCAUGGUUUCGGUGAUGUUCAGCUGCUAGGUAGUUUCUUCAGAGGUGUUGAUUGGAGAUCUCAGAUGGCUCUUGAUGCUUCAAGCAAUGAGAACUUCAACACCAGAUACCCUGAAGACGCUGUUGUGCUUAUUGAGAACUUGGCAUCUAGCAAUAGUACCAAGAAUGCAGACUAUCAGCGAAAGAAGCAGGGUGGAAACAUGGAUGGAUCGCAGAUUGCUGAGGUGAAGGCUAAGCUUGACUCUGUGCAUAGCCUUCUAGUGGGUAAGAAGUCCGUCCGAUACGCUGCAGAGGUUAAAAAUUUCAAACCAGAUGAAGCACUUGAGGAAGAGGAUGUUAACUUCAUCAAUGGAGCUGGAUUUCAGGGUCAGAGAUUUGGUACUCAGCAAGGGAACAUGAAUUACAGUGGAAAUAAUCAGAGGAGUACCUUCACAGGUAAUCAGAACUCUUCUGGUUACAGCUCCAAACCUCAGUACCAGACAUCCUACUCCAACAACAGUUUUUCAAGGAACUAUGGUUCUCCUCCUACUCAAACUUCAGAUAAUGAGGUGAAGUCUAUGCUGGAACAGAUCUUGGAAGGUUGCCAAACUGCAGAGUCUGUAAAAAGGCAAGACGGAUUCUUUCCUGGGAAGACUGAUACCAAUCCUAGGCAUUACUACAGUGCCAUCUCGUUAAAAAGUGGUAAAAAGUUGACUUCUGUGCUGAAAAAGGGUAUUUCUGAGGAUGAAAUCGUGGACUUGGAAGAAUCUGAAGAAAAUUUCGAAGUUGCAGAGCCGGUGUCGAGCGACACCACAACCAGUGUCGCGCGUCACCAAUUGCAGAGCGAAGCUGAUAUUGCUCAAAGUCCGAAAUCUGCUGAGGAAAAGGUCUACACACCUAAGGUUCCUUACCCAAGGAGUCCUAGGAAGUCUAAGCAGGAGCUAGAUGAUGCUAGAUGCAAGGCUUUGAUGGAGAAGCUUGUGAUUGAGAUUCCUUUGGUUGAUGCUGUGAAGAUUGCUCCUACUCUCAAACACUAUGUGAAGAAGAUGGUGACUAAUAUUCUGAGUCAUGAGGAAAGAGUGAUGAUGAUUUCUGAACAGGUCAGUGCUGUGAUUCAGAAUAAGAUUCCAGAGAAACUCGCAGACCUAGGAAACUUUGUUUUGGACUGCUCUAUCUUCUCAGAGAGGUUCAAGAGUUCGCUGUGUGAUCUUGGUUCGAGUGUCAACCUCAUGCCACACUCUGUAGCUGUUAGCCUUGGGAUGACUGACUUUAAGCCAACUAAGAUCUCUUUGAUCCUAGCAGAUCGAUCUAAAAGAAUCCCAAUAGGUGUCUUGGAGGAUGUUCCGAUCAAAGUUGGUGAUUGCAUAAUUCCUACAGAUUUCGUGGUUCUGGAAUAUGGAGAGGAACCCAAAGAUCCUCUUAUCCUGGGAAGAUCGUUUUUAGCUACAGCUGGAGCGGUAAUUGAUGCCAAGCAUGGUAACCUUGAUCUCCACUUGGGAGAUACCAUCAUGACUUUCAAGAUGGAGAGGCUGAAGGAUUCAACCAUAGAUGGUCAGACAUUCCAAGUCAGUGCAAUACUUGAAGUGAUAGUUGGAGAUCAAAACGUGUUUGAUGCUGAGAAGGUGAGAGAUCAACCUGAGUUGAAGAAAACGUCUACAGAACCAGUGACUGCUGUUGAUCAGGAAGUUCAAAACAUCUCACUCUAUUCAUCUCCACCAAAGCAAAGGUCAAGGCCACACAAACACAGAUCCCACCCUGUUGCUAUUCCUGUAUUCCUUGGACGACCUCAUGCACACAACGCUUACACACCACCAUGGAUGAGACGACUUUCACAGAGGCAUUCUUUGCCACUGACUGAUCCACCAGAUGCAUAGCCCAUCCAUCAAGUCAAGCUAAUGACUUAAAACAAGCGCUUGGUGGAAGGUAAUCCACUGGUAAGUCUGUACAUAAGUCUUUUUGUUUCUUUUGAUUUUUAUUUUCUGUUUUUGUGUUUUAGGUGUAACAGAUACGAAGUGGUUAGUGUCGAGCGACAUCACCAUCAGUGUCGGUCGACACCAGUCAAAAAAAAAAAAUAAAAUUUAGGAAAUCAGGGAACCGGAGUCAAACCAGAAAUUCGGAUUGGUCUGCUGCAAUUUGGUACGAGAAGAACAAGUGUCGCACGACACCAUCAUCAGUGUCGCUUGACACCAUCAUUGCAGCCAGUGCCGGUGUGGAGACACAAGAUUUGAUUAUUGUAUGCUGGGGGUCAUGACUGGAAGAAAAGAUGAUCUUCAUCGCUUGGUGGUUGAAGUAAAUCAUAUAAAUGUCUGUGUGACCAAUGGUUUUCCAUGCUUUAUUAGCAUGAUGUGGUUUCUAUGCCUUGUUAGCAUUAUGAUCCGGUGCGCAUGAAAUUGCUUGUGUGCUUGUAGAGCUCUGCUUGUUACAUGUUUAGUUUUAGGCUUCGCAUCUUGGAAAUAGAUGGAUAAAUGUAGUGAAAGUGUGGGUUUGGUCCUCACUGAGUAAUUUCCCAACAGCUCACCCUUCAUUCUUAAUUUCAGGUGAGUAUGAAGAUUACGCUCUCGAAGGAUACAAGGAGUAGUCCCUAGUGGUGUGCUGAUUUGGAAGGGUUUUUCUGAAGUUUUAUUUGAAUUUCAGUUAUUUCUUUUAAAGACUAGAAUUGCAUUUGCUUCGGUUUAUUUAAAAAUUAAGUUAUGGAUUUUAUUUGCAAGACUUUGAAUGUAUUAAUGGAGUAAAAGUAUUAUUCGGAUUUGGUAAAUGUGGUAAACCGAUAUGAAAUCGAGGGUGUUUAGGCCGGUUCGUCUGGUAGAUGGGUCGGGUGUUUAGGCUGGUUCGUCUGGUAGAUGGGUCGGGUGUUCACACAGUGGUAUCAGGAAAAGUAGUUCUAGGAUUAAUAGUAAAAAAAAACGGUUUUCUGAAUUUCGAAUUAAAAAAAAACUUUGUGGAUUUUUUAAAGUUCUACAAAAUCACCACCUAGAAUGUUUUUUUCAUUAUGUGAUGAUUUUAUUCGUAGGAAGAUUAGUCUAGACGGGACCGGGUCGACAUGCUUGCUGAUUCUCUUAUUAUUCUAUUUUCAGAUGCCUCUGAAAGCCAAAAAAGGUCCAGUCCAUGCUGUAAUUCCACCAGUGAACCAGGAUGAAGUCAAUUCACCUCAAGGAAGUGUAAAUGAGAGUUGGAACAAUGUGCUUGAUGAAAACCACAAUGGGGCGAACCCUGCUCAGGUAACAGCUAAAGCUCAUGCUGCAUUGUUGGAAGAGUUGCGUCGUUACCAGGAAAUGUUUGGUAACUUUCAGAAUGAGCGUAACCCGCUAGUGGAUGUUCAGCAGAAGAAUGUACCACCUCCUGCGCCUGCUCAUUAUUAGUUUGUGCCGUCUACAGCGUAUGAUCAGCAGCAAUUGGUGCUGCCACCAGUGGAUGUGCAACAACAGUAUGCACCUCCACCGCUUCAUCAACAGAUUGUGCCACCAUCGCCUCCAGUGCAGCCUAAUGCGUUUGGACUAACAUAUUAUGAGGCAAUAAGGCACUUGAAAGACAUGAACAUAGAAUCAUUUGGGGGAAAGUUUGACCCUGUCACUGCUGACAAUUGGAGGAAGAAGUUGGAAAAGAAUUUUGAGUGCAUGAGAUGCCCAAAAGGUUAUCGAAGGGAGUUAGCGGAUCAGAACUUGAGAGACGAGGUGCUGGUUUGGUUGAAAGGUGUGGUAGAAGGAGUCCAUGGACACUAUGAGCUGACAUGAGAUGACUUCAAGGAUGAAUUUUCUCGUGAGUAUUUUUCACCAGAGGCAAUGGACCAUAUAGAAAGUGCUUUUGAGGAUUUGCGCCAAGGAAAUAUUAGUGUGAGAGAGUACAAGGAGAAAUUCAACAGAUUAAAGAGAUUCUCAAGGAAGAGUUUCACUCAGGCUGAUUAGGUUUGUCAGUUCAUGAAAGAUUUGAGGUUGGAGCUGAAGAAUCGUUGUUCGAUCAAGAAGUACUCAAGCUUGGUGGAGUUAGUGGAAACAGCUGCUAUUCAGGAAGUUGGUAUUGAAGAAGAGCUGAAGAAGACCAGGAGCAUUCAGGCUCGUGCUACUCGUGUUCAGGAGACACGAAAGAGGACUUGGAUUGACAUGUCUGGAAGCAUUCCUUCCGAGAACGCUCGAAUGUGUAACCGCUGUGAAAAGAAACACUUUGGAUGUUGUAGAGUAAUCAGAUUCUUUGGGUGUUGAAGAGGUGGACACCUCCAGAAGGAUUGAUGUGCUAUUGGAAAGGGCGAUCAGUGUCACCGGUGUGGAAAGCAUGAACAUUAUGCCAAGGUGUGCAAGGUGUUUCCGCUCAAUCAACUGGCCCCACAGCCUAUCAAGGAUCGUUACCAGCACCACCGGCUAAGAGGCAAGCUGUAGGACUAUAUGUGUAUGCGCUUGCUGAGAAUGAAGGAGCAGCACCAAUAGUUGGUACGUAAAUGAAUUAAUUUAAUUUAAAAAAGCUGGUCGUGAUGCUUGUGAAUUUGUGUAAAAUAGAAAUUGCAUACUUAGACAUCAAUAUAAAAAUUAUAUAGGAUCUGUCUCCAUAGGGGGAGCGAUAGCUUACACUUUGUUUGACACUGGUGCUAUGCAUAGUUUCGUUAGCCCGAUGUUGACUAAGUGUUGGACUUUUACUGGAAAGUUCAUACCAAAGUUGAAAGCAAUUGAGACUGUCGGGACCAAACAAGUGAGGUUUAUUGGUGUGCAUGAGGAUGUAGCAGUUCUGCUAGAAGGAGCAGAGUUUCUAGAAUUUAAUGGAGAUGAAGUUGAGCCAAUAUGACGUAAUUCUCGGAAUGGACUGGCUGACGCACUACCAAGUCAUUAUGGACAGUAAGAAGACGCGAGCCUAUAUACCACGACCAGAAGAAAUGUUAACGUUCCAAGGAAUUAAGACGGACACUGGUGUGUCGAUAAUCUCGAUGAUUAAUGCCACAGAUUUAAUGGAGAAAGGAUGUGAGGCGUAUCUAACGGCGAAAUCCAUGACCGGAGAAGGAGAGAUGGAGAGAUUAGAAGAUAUACCAGUAGCCAACAAGUACGCACACCUAUUUGAACUGUUGACUAGACCGCCACCGUCAUGAGGAGAUGAUUUCACUAUCAAGGUAGAACCAGGGACGGCCCCUAUUUUGAAGGCUGCAUAUCGGUUAGCACCAGUUGAAAUGGUAGAAUUGAAGAAGCAAUUGGAAGACCUUACGGACAAAGCUUUUAUCUCACCAAGCAGUUCACCAUGGAGAGCAUCACUGUUAUUCGUAAAGAAGAAAGAUGAGAGUUUUCAUUUUUGUAUCGAUUAUGGAAGAUUGAAUAAAGUGACAAUUAAGAACAAGUAUCCGUUACCACGAAUCGAUGAGUUGUUGGAUAAACUGCAAAGAGCAUCGUGGUUUUUGAAAGUUGAUUUAGCAUCAGGCUACCAUCAAAUUCAGAUAGCUGAAGAGGACAUAAAGAAAAUGGCAUUCCGAACCCGUUAAGGACACUUCAAGUUUAUUGUGAUACCGUUUGGAUUGACGAAUGUGCCUGUGCAUUUAUGAAAUUGAUGGACAAUCUUUUUUGAAUAUACUUGGACAAGUGUGUGAUUGUUUUCAUUGAUGAUAUUUUGGUUACUCGAGAAAUGAAAGGGAGCAUGCUUGACAUCUGUAAUUAGUGCUUCAGGAUCAGCUCUUCCCUUAAUUAAGCAAGUGUAGCUUUUGGCAGAAGAAAAUAGGAUUUCUCGGUCAUGUUAUUUCAGAAGAAGGAGUAGCAGCGGAUCUGGAAAAGAUUGAUGCUGUGACAGAAUGGCCUAUUCCUAAAAGUGUUACUGAGGUCCAUAGAUUUUUGGGACUAGCCGGAUAUUACUGUUGGUUUGUAUCAGAUUUUGCGAGUUUGUCAAAGCCAUUGUUGAGUUUGGUUAAGAAAGAUGAAAAAUUUGAAUGGAUUGAGGCUCGAAGUUAAAAGUUUUGAGGAGAUGAAGAAGUGUUUGACCAAAACUCCAGUAUAUGUACUUCCAAGGACAGUAAUACCGUAUGAGGUCUAAACUGAUGCAUGUGGAACGAGUAUAGAUGGCGCAAUUAUGCAAGAAAGAAAAGUCAUAGCAUAUGCCUCGAGACAGUUGCGGAAGCACGACCCACUCAUGAUUUGGAGUUAGCAGCAGUUGUGUUCGCUUUAAAAAUCUGGCACACCUAUUUGUACGGGGAGAAGGUGCAAAUAUACACGGAUCACCAGAGCUUGAAAUGUGUUUUCACCCAAAGUGAUUUGAAAUUGAGGCAGCGAAGAGGGAUGAAAUUGUUGGCAGAUUAUGAUCUGGAUAUUGCCUACCGCCUGGGAAAGGUUAAUCAAGUGUCAGAUGCUUUGAACCAACGCAUAAGCUAUAUCGCUAAGAAAAAGGAAAUGGAGAAUCUAACUGCGACCUUAGCGAGUCAUCAGUUGUGUGUGAUGGAAGGGGAAGAAAAUUUCAUGGAGCUAGAAGCUUUAGAAAAUGCGGAUCUACUGCAGAAAAUUUGAUAGGAACACGGAAAGGAUGACGCUUUGAAAAAAAUGGUCGAGAAACAGGUGAUUGGAUACCACACAUCGAAUAAUUAAGCUUAUAUGUAUAAGAAUCGAGUUUGUAUUCCGAACAACGAGGAGUUGAGAAAAGAAGUGUUGAGCCAGGCUCAUAAUUCAAAAAUUUUCAUUCAUCCGAAAAAUACCAAGAUGUAUCACGACCUGAACAGAUACUAUAAUUAGGGAAGAAUGAAAAGGGACAUAGAAAAAUGGAUCUUGUAAUAUGCAAUGUGUAAGCAAGUAAAAGCGGAACGCAUGGCACCUAGUGGAUUACUUCAGAUUUUACCAUUACCAGAAUAGAAAUGGGACAUUGUAACCAUGGAUUUUGUGACAGGUAUACCGAUGAUAUUGGAUAAAAAAAUGCAAUUUGGGUAAUUGUGGACUGUCUUACUAAGUCUGCUCAUUUCGUGCCAAUACGGAAAACUGCUGGAGCAUAAAAUUUGGCACAAAAAUAUUUGAACCUGAUUGUGAGACUACAUGGAGUUAUGGUCAGCAUUAUGUCAGACCGGGAUGCGAAAUUCACAGCUUCGUUUUAGAAAGGGUUUCAGAAAACGUUGGAAACGAAAGUGCAUCUGAGUACGGUUUUUCAUCUUUAAAUCAAUGGAAAAUCAGAAAAGAUAAUUCAGACUUUUGGAAGACUUAUUGAGAUCUUGUGUUCUGGACUGGGAAGAAAAUUGGGGGAAGUAUCUUCCGUUGGCGGAAUUUUCCUACAAUAACAGUUAUCAUUCUAGCAUCAGAAUGGCUCCGUAUGAAGCACUGUAUGGAAGACCGUGCCGUAGGCCACUCUGUUAGACAACCGUGGGGGGGGGAUUGAGAGAAAUGGGUCCUGAUUUGUUAAAGGAUGCCGCUGAGAAAGUGAAAUUGCUUAAGUCAAGGUUGAAAGAGGCUCAUGACCGCCAGAAAAGUUAUGGAGACAUGCGUCGGAGAGAUUUGUCAUUUGAAGUGGGAGAUGUAUUGUAUCUGAAACUGAGCCUUUAGAGGAAAUGAAAGGCCCCAGAAGCUGCAAAAGAUUAAGCCGAGGUAUAUGGGACCCUACCCCAUAGUCGAAAGAAUUGGUGAAGUAGCAUAUCGACUCCAGCUGCCUCAAGAGUUAUAUGAACUUCAUGUUGUAUUCCACAUUUCGCUACACAUUUCGCUACUUAGAAAGUUAGUAUGUAACCAGAGUCCAUUCUGCCUAACCCACCAAUCAACCUGGAAGUGAAUCUAACAGUUCUAAGUAAGCCGUCUAAGAUUUUGGAAUUCGGAGAGAAUAAGAUUGAUGGUAAGAAGACCAAAAUGGUGAAAGUCAGUUGAGAAAGAGAUGAUAUUCGCGAGGAGACAUGGGAACGGGAGCAUCAGAUGAGAAACAAGUACCCUGAACUCUUUCAGGACGGAAUGGAAACAUAUGAGGAGGGACUGAAUUCGGUUACAAAUUCUUUCCAAUAGGGGAAGAGUUGUAACAUCCCCAAUUCUCAGGCCCAGCAGCCAGCCCGCCCCAGCAACCCCUCCUCUCUCCCUAUAAAUAGAGAGCAUCCCUCUCACUUUUCCCCUCAUCAUCAUUUACAGCCACACAGAGAAAAGAGAGAGAAAGAGAGAGAGAGAGAGAGAGAGAGAGAGGGAGAGAGAGAGAGAGAAAGAGAGACAGAGUUCUGAGAGACAGAGAUUCCCUCUGCUCUCAGCCGCCGCCGCUGAUCCGUCGCCAUCAUGCUGCCAACCGCCGACGUUGCGCUGCCGCCGCUGUCCGCUGUCGGAGAGAGAAAAAGUCACUGAGAAUCCCAACCUUCUUGUUGAAUUUUUGAUUCUUUCGUCACGCACUCUCCUUGCUCCAGGUCUGCAAAAAUGUCAAGAGUAGUUCGAACGAGGUGAUCGACCUGUGCGGAGACAUAGGGUUCGACUAUAUUAUACUGCGGGUCAUGCCUGGAAGAAAAGAUGAUCUUCAUCGCUUGGUGGUUGAGGCAAACCACAUAAAUGUCUGUGUGACCAAUGGUUUUUCAUGCUUCGUUAGCAUGAUGUGGUUUUCCAUAUGUCGUUAGCAUGAUGUGGUUUUCCAUGCUUCAUAUAUAUAGCCUAUGAGAAGAGAGCUUUGACAGGAAUCCACAAUUAAUUUGCGUGUUAAUGACGCUUUAACUGGCCAUGAUUUUUGGCAAGAUUUUAGCAAUUGAUCAUUGACUGUUGACU
Molecule: messenger RNA, 9048 nt
Organism: Eutrema salsugineum
Lineage: Eukaryota; Viridiplantae; Streptophyta; Magnoliopsida; Brassicales; Brassicaceae
Exons: 6
Coding region: 1-2265 (754 amino acids)
Source: RefSeq, a predicted model, not a curated record